AUGCGUUUUGCCCUCACCCUUCUCCUGGCCUGCGAGACAUUGGCAGCGCGUCCAUUUCUCACCGAGCCUAAUACUGGUAUUGAAGUCGCAUUAGACAUUCCACACAAUGGCUCGCUCCCCGGCAUUGAUCGAAUGCUUGGCCUACCUGAUUUCGACUACCUCGCGAGAUCGAUGAUGAAACCUGCAGAAUACGCAUACAUCACCCACGGCGCUGGUAGCGAAGCGUCAUUUCGAAACAAUCUGGAAGCUUUUAAUAAUUUUCGAUUCAGACCUCGUGUCAUGGUCAAUAUUACCAAAAUUGAUGCGAGCUUAAAGACAUCCAUCUUGGGCCACGAGUUUGACGAGCCUUUCUUCAUCAGCCCUUUUGCCCAGGCAGGCAUUGCAAACAAGGUCGCAGAGGGAGGCCUUGUAAAAGGGGCAAGUAAACACAACCUGCUCUACAUUUCAUCUCAAACGACUACACUUCCACUAGAGGAAAUAGCAGCUCUUAGGGAGGAAGGACAAGUCAUUUGGCAGCAGGUCUCGCUAUCGACUCUCGACGAUGAACCACCCGUCGAGCUUUUCGCAAAAAUCAAGAGCGCCGGAAUGAAAGCUAUUGUCCUCACCGUUGAUUCAGUGGGAGAUCGUACUGCGUACAGGCCUCUUAGAUACUUACCCGACACGAGCAUCAGCCGCGAUCCGCGUUAUACUUUCAUGACCUGGGACUUCUACAAAGAACUCCAGUCACUAACAACGCUUCCAAUCAUCCCAAAAGGCAUACAGACCGUUGAAGACGCUCGCAGGGCUAUCGAGAUUGGUGCCCCUGCAAUAUUCCUGUCGAACCAUGGAGGACGAUCCCUUGAUGGAUCGCCCUCGGCCCUAGAAGUCGCAUGGGAAAUUCACGAGAACGAUCCUGACAUCUUCAGUGAGAUUGAAGUCUAUGCCGAUGGUGGUGUUCGGUAUGGGACGGAUGUCUUGAAAUUGCUUGCCCUCGGGGUCAGAGCAGUUGGCGUGGGACGUCCUUUCAUGUACGCGAACAUGUAUGGCUCUGAGGGAGUGUCUCGCGCAAUCACUCUUUUAGAGAAGGAAGUGACGAGUGCCGGGGCAAAUCUUGGGCUCGCGAGCCUGAAAGAUAUUGAUGCGUCCUAUGUAAGUGCUUUCUGGGAUCUG
Clonostachys rhizophaga is the source of this 1149-nucleotide messenger RNA. The record is from the annotation of a GenBank genome assembly. NCBI's taxonomy places the organism in Eukaryota, Fungi, Ascomycota, Sordariomycetes, Hypocreales, Bionectriaceae.